Saccoglossus kowalevskii is the source of this 1771-nucleotide messenger RNA. Its product is annotated as pre-mRNA-processing factor 39-like. Gene Ontology annotation, molecular function: pre-mRNA 5'-splice site binding; protein binding. Gene Ontology annotation, biological process: mRNA 5'-splice site recognition; RNA processing. The record is from RefSeq and is a predicted model, not a curated record. Gene Ontology annotation, cellular component: U2-type prespliceosome; U1 snRNP; commitment complex. Lineage: Eukaryota; Metazoa; Hemichordata; Enteropneusta; Harrimaniidae.
UUAUUAUCAUUACACCAAACAUGGCGGAUACCGAAACUGUUGAGAUGCCGGAAACCGAAAAAGUUAAUCCAGUUUCAGGUGUGCAGGCAGAUACAGAGCAAGAGAACAAUGCAGUAGUUGAAGAACCUAAUGAAGAAGUGACUAAAGAAAUCAGUAAUGUGAAUCAAGAUGAAUAUGAGCCAAUGGAUAAUACCCAGUUAAAGGCAGAAGAAAUGGAAGCCCAAGCUGAAAUAACUGAAGCUCAGAUUGAAGAACCUAUGGUACAGUCUGAGGAACCUGUCGCACAGUCAGAAGAACUAGUCGCACAGUCAGAAGAACCUAUGGUACAAUCUGAAGAAACUAAGGAACCUGAAAAAGAGGAUCAAGUGGUACCUGAAGAAAAAGUAACAGAAGAGCCAUCGCCCCCACCGGAAUUAGAAAAAUAUUGGAAAGUUGUUAGGGACAACUGUUCUGAUUUUACAGGAUGGACAUAUCUUUUGCAGUAUGUUGAGCAAGAAAACCACCUAGAAUCUGCAAGAGAAGCCUUCAGUGCAUUCUUUGAUCGGUAUCCGUACUGUUAUGGUUACUGGAAGAAGUUAGCAGACUUGGAAAAAAAGCAUGGCAACCUGGACAGAGCAUGCGAGGCAUUUGACAGAGGAACAAGAGCUAUAGCCCUCAGUGUUGACCUGUGGAUUCAUUACAUCAAUUUCUUCAUGGACAACUUUGCCAAUGACAGUGAUUUUGUGGAAAGAACAAGAAGUUUAUUUGAUAGAGCUGUAGCUGCUUCCGGUACUGAAUUCCGAUCAGAUAAACUUUGGGAUAUGUACAUCAACUGGGAAAAAGAAAAAAAGAAUUUGAAGAAGAUGACUGGUCUGUAUGAUAAACUAUUGGGAAUACCUACACAACUUUAUAGUCACCACUUUGACCAGUUCAAAGAACAUGUGAAUGGCAACAUGCCACGAGAUAUUUUAACAACUGAUGAAUUUUUAAAGAUGAGAACAGAAGUGAUUGCAUCUAACCCUAUUGUUGAGUCAGAUGUAGUUGAUGAUGCACCACCUGGUGUUGAGGCACCACCAGGUAUGGAAGAUCCGGAAACUAAUGCCAGUAAGCUUGAUGCCGAAACUGUUGCAAUACGUACAAAAAUUAUUGAGACAAGAAAGGAAGUAUUCAGGGUGACAGAAGAGGAAGUCAGUAGAAGAUGGGCUUUUGAGGAAGGGAUCAAAAGGCCAUACUUUCAUGUUAAGCCUCUGGAACGAGCACAGUUGAAAAAUUGGAGAGAGUACUUGGAUUUUGAAAUAGAAAAUGGUAGUCAUGAACGUGUGGUGGUUCUUUUUGAAAGGUGUAUGAUUGCAUGUGCUCUCUAUGAAGAUUUCUGGUUGAAGUAUGCUCGUUACAUGGAACCUCACAGCAAAGAAGGUGUCAGUGCUGUCUUUCGAAGAGCUUGUCACAUUCAUCUCCCAAAGAAACCCAACAUUCAUCUGCAAUGGGCUGCAUAUGAGGAGCAGCAAGGCAAUAUUGAAGAGGCCAGAGAAGUGUUCAAGAACCUAGAGGCUGUUGUUCCUGGUCUAGCUAUGGUGACUCUUAGAAGAAUUAAUCUAGAACGAAGACAUGGUGAUCUUGAUACAGUAGAUAAAGUAUUCAAAGAUUGUCUGAGUCGAUCCAAAAGUAAAAAAUUGGCUUCUUUUUAUGCCAUUAAAUAUUCAAGGUUCCAUUCCAAGAUUCAGAAUGACACGGAGAAAGCAAAAGCAGUAUUGAAUGAAGCUCUGAAAAAAGACCAGGUAUGAUAUGAUAA